GUGGUGUUUAUUCUUCCUUCCGUGUUAGUAUGUAAUGUCAAUCUCUGUGUUUUUCAACCGGGAUGUAAUUCACGCUGCCUGAACAUACAGUGGUAGCUAACCCGGAUUCACGUGAUAAUCAACGAACCCUUGUGCAAAAACUAUAACAUGUACCAAGAAAUAUUUCACAAUGGAAGAUUAUGCCUGGCAGUGUAACAAAAGUCUACCUGAGUGCUUUAAACAUGUGUUCAGUAAUGAAUUAUUUUGUGACGUCACACUUUAUGUGGGCUCAAGCAGGGAGGCUGUCCGCGCCCAUAAACUGGUUAUUUGUUCUCGUAGCCCGGUAUUUUAUGCCUCAUUUGAAGGUCCACUAGCUGAAAAGGGACAAAUAGUCAUUACAGACAUCGAAAAGGAAACCUUCCAGCAGUUUCUUCAAUAUCUUUACACAGAUGAUGUCAAAUUAACAUACGAAAACGUGACAUCUAUUCUAUAUUGUGCACGAAAAUAUUGUGUCGAUAGAUUAACUAAACGAUGUGAAAUAUUCAUGGAGGAUAAAAUUGACAUCGAAAACGUAUUUGGAAUACUAGAAGAGGCUCAUACUUACGGACUACUAGCUCUGAAAGACAAAUGCGUGAAAUUUUUGGUAACAAACAUUCACGGGGCGCUUUUAUCAGAAUCAUUCAGAAACAUCUGCAGAGGUUGUGUUGGAACAAUUCUUAGCAUAGAAAGUUUAAAUAUAGACGAGGAGCGUUUAUUUGAAAAUAUUCUAUGCUGGGCAGAAGCUGAAUGCUUGCGAAAAGGCUUAGCAAUCACGGAUAAAAACAAGAGAAGUGUCUUGGGAAAUGAAAUAAGGUCGAUACGUUUCCCUGCUAUGACCUCCGAUUAUUUUGGGAAAAAGGUAGCCAGCUCAGAGUUGCUGGAUGCUGACGAAGUCAUUGACGUGUUUUUAUAUAAUUUUAGCAGAAAUGAUGGCGACAGGGGACACUCAAUGUUUGAGACAGCCUCAAGAAGUUACAGACAAGUUUUAAGAUUCCGUAAAACCCUUCGAGAAAGACAGGCUUCCGAUGAUAAAAAUGAAAUAGCAUUUGAAUGCAGUAUUCCAGCAACUCUUCACGGCGUGUGUGUCUAUACCCCAAAGGAGGAAUAUGAAACACAGGUGGUUUCUGUGGACGUGUUCGAUCACGAGAAAUCAAGCAUAGCCAGUGUGGACACCCAUGUGUUUGAGCACUCUAGUGAUAAGAUUCACGACGUGUUCUUGAAUAAACCAGUAAGAUUAGUUCCAAAUAAACGAUAUACAGUAACUACCAGUAAUUCCUACUGGGUAAAGUCCUUUUAUGGGACGCGGGGAAGACAGUGGGUGUCAUUUAGAAAUGGAACGGUUACUUUUUACAACUCUGCUUUAUCUGAGAACUCAGACUCGGAUUCGGAUUCGGAUUAUUGGUUGAAUACUUCAGUAGACAAAGGGCAGAUACCUGGACUUUUGUUGUCUUGAAACUCAACUGACGCAGAUUUAUGAAACUUUAAUAACCGUUUUUCUUUGUCGAACAGUCUAGAUUCUGAAUUUCAGAAGGUUAUUAUUUUGUUGACGAAGAAUAUAUAUUUCUACAAAUACAUAUGUUUUUCAAACAUGCAUCCAA
Messenger RNA from Saccostrea echinata, 1616 nucleotides. Its product is annotated as BTB/POZ domain-containing protein 6-like. Gene Ontology annotation, molecular function: protein binding. Bases 170 to 1471 code for a protein of 433 amino acids. Lineage: Eukaryota; Metazoa; Mollusca; Bivalvia; Ostreida; Ostreidae. Gene Ontology annotation, cellular component: cytosol. Gene Ontology annotation, biological process: neurogenesis. The transcript has 4 exons. The record is from RefSeq and is a predicted model, not a curated record.